Molecule: messenger RNA, 8809 nt
Organism: Malurus melanocephalus (red-backed fairy wren)
Lineage: Eukaryota; Metazoa; Chordata; Aves; Passeriformes; Maluridae
Gene: FOXO1
Product: forkhead box O1
Exons: 3
Coding region: 132-2081 (649 amino acids)
Biological process (GO): insulin receptor signaling pathway; regulation of transcription by RNA polymerase II
Cellular component (GO): nucleus
Molecular function (GO): DNA-binding transcription factor activity, RNA polymerase II-specific; RNA polymerase II cis-regulatory region sequence-specific DNA binding
Source: RefSeq, a predicted model, not a curated record
CCGGGCCAGGAGAGUUGGCGGUCGCGCCGUCGGGGCCGCGCCGAUCCCCGCCCGGAGCCUGCAUGGAGCGGCGGCGCUGAGCCCGAGCCGCCCCACUGCCGCCGCCGCCGCGCUCCCGCCCCGGCCCCGCCAUGGCCGAAGCACCGCAGCUGGUGGACAUCGACCCCGACUUCGAGCCGCUGCCGCGGCCCCGCUCCUGCACCUGGCCUCUGCCGCGGCCGGAGUUCAACCCCCCCAGCUCGGCCACCUCCAGCCCGGCGCCGUCGUGCGGCGGGCAGCCCGAUGGGGCAGCCGGAACCGCGRCCGGAGUCGGGGCCGCCGCCUCCGGAGGGCUGAGCGCCGACUUCAUCAGCAACCUCAGCCUGCUAGAGGAGAGCGAGGACUUCGCGCCGCUGCCCCCCGCCGCCGCUCCCCCGGAGGCUGCCGUCUGCCGCUGCGGGGACUUCCCGGCGCCCGAGGCCGGCUGCCGCCUCCACCCGCCGGGACCGCCGCCGGUGCCGCCGGUGCCGCCGCCCGUGGCCGGUCUGUCACCGGGACCCGUGGCCGGGCAGCCCCGCAAGAGCAGCUCGUCGCGUCGCAACGCGUGGGGCAACCUGUCCUACGCGGACCUCAUCACCAAGGCCAUCGAGAGCUCCCCCGAGAAGCGACUCACCCUCUCCCAAAUCUACGAGUGGAUGGUCAAGAGCGUCCCCUACUUCAAGGAUAAGGGCGACAGCAACAGCUCGGCGGGCUGGAAGAAUUCAAUCCGUCACAACCUGUCUCUGCACAGCAAGUUCAUCAGAGUGCAGAAUGAGGGAACAGGGAAGAGUUCCUGGUGGAUGCUCAAUCCUGAAGGAGGGAAGAGUGGCAAGUCUCCUAGGAGGCGAGCAGCGUCCAUGGAUAACAACAGCAAGUUUGCCAAAAGCAGAGGCAGAGCUGCCAAGAAAAAAGCAGCCCUUCAGUCUGGUCAAGAGGGAACCGGGGACAGCCCUGGAUCACAGUUCUCAAAGUGGCCUGCAAGUCCCAGCUCUCACAGUAAUGACGACUUUGAUAACUGGAGUACAUUUCGACCUCGAACGAGCUCUAAUGCUAGCACAAUUAGCGGAAGACUUUCUCCUAUUUUGCCAGAGCAAGAUGAUCUUGGAGAUGGAGAUGUGCACUCCAUGGUAUACCCGUCAUCAGCUACCAAAAUGACUUCUACUCUACCGAGCCUUUCAGAGAUGAGUAAUUCUGAGAACAUGGAAAACCUUCUGGAUAAUCUCAAUCUCCUGUCACCUAAUACAUCAAUGACUGUGUCAACCCAGUCUUCAUCUGGCACCCUGAUGCAGCAAACACCAGGUUACUCAUUCGCAUCCUCGACCACAAGUAUAGGUUCACCAAAUCCUGACUACAGGAAAUUCACUUACGCUCAAGCUAGCAUGAAUUCUUUGUCCCAGAUUCCUAUGCAGACUCUCCAAGACAGUAAAUCAAGCUAUGGAUCGAUGAGCCAAUAUAACUGUCCUGCAGGACUUCUGAAGGAGUUACUGACUUCCGAUUCUCCACCGCACAAUGAUAUCUUGGCAUCAGUGGACACUGGCGUUUCCCAGGCUGGUGGCAGGGCACUGGGCCAAAGUGUGCUGAUGGUCGCCAACUCGGUGAUGCCRAAUUAUGGCAGCCAGCCACCCCACAACAAAAUGAUGAACCCUAACGCCCGCCCUCACCAGGGACAUAACCAGCCAGCGCCUGCAGUCAAUGGCCGUGCCUUGUCACACACAGUGAACACCAUGUCACACACAUCAGGGCUAAACCGCCUGUCCACAGUGAAGACUUCGUUACAAGUGCCUAUGAGUCACCCAAUGCAGAUAAAUGCCAUGAAUCCAUAUGCACCUGUUAACAGUUGCAAUGGCUACGGGAGGGUGGGAAUUGUUUCCCUCCACCAGGAGAAGCUUCCCAGUGACUUAGAUGACAUGUUAAUUGAACGGUUGGACUGUGACAUGGAGUCGAUUAUCCGUAAUGAUCUUAUGGAUGGAGAAACAUUAGAUUUUAACUUUGACAGUGUAUUGCCUAACCAAAGUUUUCAGCACAGCGUAAAGACAACCACACACAGUUGGGUGUCAGGCUAGGAUGUAGUAGGAGGCUAUGGUUAAAUUCUCCAGACUUGUCUGACAGCAGGAACUGAGAAAAGCAGUACAGAGAUGUCCUUCACCUUUCUUUUUAAUUUUCUUGACAAAGCUGUGCACAUGCACUAACUUUUUGGGUUUUUUUUUUUCUUUUUCUUCCUUUCAUCAGAGUUGGCAGCAGAGAGAGUAUUUUCCUGUACAGGAUGUUUGCCCAAGGUUUGCAGGUUAUGUGCUGCUGUAGAUAAGAACUGUGCCAUUGGAAAUUUCAUUACUCUGAAGUGCCAAAUUCACUACACCAUAUAAUCACAGCAAAGACUCUUACUUACAUCAUGUUGUGCUUUCGGUUUUGUACAGUAUGACCUGUAGAAGAAGAAUUGUUUUUUAAGACUUGUCUGUUUUGGUCCAAGGAAAGUUUAUAAACUUUUGUAAGAAUACUGUGAUGAUCUCAUGCCCUAAGUAAGUUUAAGCUUCGUUGAUGUUACCUGUAUUUGGAUGAAUUGAGAUAACUGUGGACUUGCCUUGCAGCAGUACGAACUGCAUUAUUUUCCUUAAAAUUGCCACACAUUUCAUAUGGGAAUAGAAUAGCCUGUUAAAUAUGAUCCUACUAAAUUCACUGACUAUUCAAAGCAAACAGUAGGUUAAAUGCCAUUUGAUAAGUUACCUGCAUUCAUGUAAAUUUAUGCAAGAAUAUAUCUGGAUUUUACUGUCAGAUUAAUCACUUUGUUGUUGGGCUUAAGAUAAUUUUUGGAAUACUUUCCAAGCUAUUUUUCUUAUAAUUAAAAUCUACUUUUGUUACAUAGGCAACUUUAAAAAAAAUCUGAGAUCUGGCAGCAUUCAUAACCUCUUAAUUUUGUACAGUAUUUUAACUGGAUUAAGUACAUGUUUUUAUAAAUUUCCCUAGCACUUGGGGGUGCUAAUAAAGGAAAAGCUUAAUAAGGAUCUUGAAUACAAAACAUUUCUGUCCCUUUUUUUUGUUGUGUGAUGUAUAAAUAUAGACAACUUUAUGUUUAGAAAUAUUUAAUCAGUUUUAUAUAUGCAUUUUUAGAAAUGUCAUCUGCUUCUAUUAUCAUUUUAACUCUGACUACCACAAAGUGUUAAGUAUUCAUUGUUAAGAUGCUUGUAAAAUGCUUCACAUUUAUAUUUAUUUUAUGGAGGUCUCAUAAUGUUUGUGCGCUCAGGAGCAGGAACUUUUGUGGAAAAUUUGUAAUUGUAGUAAAAUUAAUGGCAAAAUUGUCAUUUGUCUUAAUCAGCAGUAGUUUUAGGGAUCAUCAGUGUUACUGUUGUAAAGCAGUAGAUUUGAAGAGGCAAAAAUGCUACUUUUGAAGUGUGAGAGUAAAACUUAUUUGACCUUAUUGCAGCACAAAACAUUACUUUUUUUCAGUAAGAAAGAUAAAGUAAGUGGCAAAGUUAUACAAAUGUAUGAGGUUUAGGGUAAGGGAGAGCAAUAAUAACAGAGAUCUUGUUUCUGUGGAAAAGCCUGCUCUUGCUGGAGUAGGCACCCUGACAGCUACCUAAGCAUUUUCAGGAGUGGCUCUUGGAAUAAAUGAUUUCUGAUUUUUUUUUGCAAUUGCAUGAUGCAGUUUUCAUGGAUAUGUGAGUAACAGGCCUGACCUGUCUUUUGACUAGUUGCUACACAACAUUUGUGUUACAGAAAUCCUUGUGGCUUUUUUUAUGCAGUGACAGAAUAAACAGCUUUUUUUGCUAGGGCUGACUGUCAUGAAGGAGGGGGGAAAACAAAUAUUUUUACACUGAUUUUUCUUUUGUCUAAAUAGCUCACAACUGGAAAAUGUACUAAUUGAAACUCAUCUUCCCUGUGGUGAUAGCGUAUGGUGGAAAAGAAAAUGGGAUGUGCCAAGUAAAUGAAGUUUAGUAACAAGCCAUAUAUUUAAUGAUCCUGUUAUGACUUUCCUAUGGCUCUUCUAUGUAUUUAUUGAUGUGCUAGCAUUUAGCUCCCUGUUGGGCUUAAAUCACUACUAAUUACAGCUGGUCCUACUUUUUUAGAUAGGCUAUUACAGUUGUCAGGCAGUUCCAGAGGCUGAUGUGCUACAGAAUCUUCCCCAGUGUGAAAUUGGUCUUUGGACUUGUUUUGAGCAAAAUCAAAUAUUUAAAGUGCCAAAGCCUCAAUGAAGCCACCUGCUUUUACAGGCAAAUAUCUCUAAAAGCAUCUUCACCAUCACGUGCAUAGUCUGAAAUGUGAUAGUAAAUCUUGGCAGUGGAGCAAGUGAAGGGCUCAUAUAGGGAUUUCUGAAGAUCUUUCUGUUUGCUGCAUGUGCAGAAAUGAUUGCUCCCAAAUAGGCAUGGAUAUACAUUGGCCAAAGUAGUCACAAAAUCCACCUCUGCAUGCAAAGAAAGUAGUGCUCAGCGCUAUACUCUAUGGGGAUGCAGCUGAACAUGCUGCGUUUAACAAUACACCUCCUGUUUAUUGUUUACUGCUACUGUAUAAUUUCCUGUAAACAGAUAUUUUUUUCAUUGCCUUUUAUAACUACAAAUAACAUAAAUGUAGCCUUUCCUAAUUACAACAGUCUGUAGAAAGCCCUUUUAAUUAUUAUGAGAAAACAGUUGUAGAUAAUCAGAGAUUUGGGCUGCAUGGUCAACUUGGCAUUUUUGGGGGUUUGGAGAUUUUUUUUUUUUUUUUUUUUUUGUUUUUUUUUUUUUUUUUUUUUUUUUUGUGGUGCCAUUCUAAUAUUUUGCAGUUGUAAUUCUGGAAUACUGUGAAGUUUGGUGAAGGAGCAUGUUGUCUGCCUUGAAAACAAACAUUAUGUGACCUCUAGUUAUAAAUCCUUUUUCAGUAAAAGUACCAAGUUUCUGGAGUAACUUAGUUUGUCAGAAUUGUAAAUGAUUGGUUUGUGAAGUGUGCAGAUGAUCUUACCUAUGCAGCCUUGUUUAUGACUUUUCUCUGGUUUGUACUGUUAUUAAAAGUUUAUUGUAUUAUAGAGCUGUUCAGAUAUUUUAAAUAUAAAGAUGUAUUGUUUCCAUGAUAUAGCUUUAUGAUAUAUGUUUAGGUAGUAGAUGCAUUAAUUGGAAAGCUCUGCUUUGAUAAACUGACAGUUUGCCUACACUUACAAGCAAAAAUCAUAUUGCUUAUUAUUGGCUUAAGUCAACAGAGCAUCCCUGAGAAGUUAAAAUUGGACCAAUUAUAAAACAGUAUAAAAUUUGCACUUGUUAAACCACUGGAUGUAUGUUAGUACUUUUUUAUUUUUUUACUGAUUUGAAAUUCCUAUUUUCAUUAUGAAAUUGCUAGGAUUCUUAAUUUAUGACUGAUUUUAAGUAAGGUAUUCUCAUUAUUAUUAUUAUUAUUUUGGUAAUCAUAAUGUAAGAUGCAGCAUGGUUUAUACAAGCAAAAAGCAAAUUAUUCGACAUGAAAACUGGCCUGUUUUUUGAAGGUGUUCCACAAACCAGCAAUAGCUGAGAGACUGGCAUGUACAUACUGCUAGUUCUAUUUGCGAGUGAUGUGACAGCUCUUCAACGCUUCACUGCUCUGACUUAGUCACAUUGCAGAAUUAAAAUUCAUAUGUGGAUAUUUUCAGAAAAAGUGCCUGAUGUACUUCUACAGACACAUGAGAACAAUCCCUGACAGUUUGUUGUAUAAAGCCAUAAAUGUAUAUAAAUUAUGUUUAAAAGGUUUUGUGUCCUUUCUUGUAUACAGAGAAUGAGAUUUGUACCAGGAUUCUACUUGUGAUUAGUAAUCCUUCUGCUGAGAUGUUGUCGUAAUCACUUUUCUCACCGUGUAAUCUUUUUAAUGAUGGUGAUCCCAUUUGGACAAUCCUGAUGGCAUUAGCAAUUUUAUACAGAAAAAUACCUCAUGGUACCAAGUCUUGCCUGGCGAGAUGAUAACAUAUUAAUGAGCAAACACUAACUGCAGAAUAGUUAACAAAUUUUCCAUUACUUGUUAUAAAGGAAUUUUUCUCUCUUGGCGUUGCUUCUGGAUUUGGAGCUGUAGCAGGUACAGGAACCUAAUAGGGCUGUGCUACCAGUGUUUUAUCACAACCUAGUGUGCUAAAAGUAACUUGUUUACAAGUCUUUGAGACUAAACGCAAGCAGAAUCCAUGCCUGACUCCCAGGGCUCACCAGACAUCUUUGUGUAGAGAUGUGUUGUUACUGGAAGCUGCACGAAGCAGCAUCAGACCGUGUUGCCAGUGCUUCAACAAGCAUAGUUCAGAAAAAAUGACAAAAAAGUCCUGAAAUCGUUUCAGAAUGGGUAUUUGUAAGUAUAAUCUCUUAAUAAAAUUGCUAUGACAUGAGAUGGUAAUUAGUGUAUCAGAAUAUUAUGUAAUACAUUGUUAAAAAAUAAUAAAAAAGGGGAUGUUAACAUCCAUCAAACCACAGGAAAGAAUUAGUCUUUUAGUCCAAAUUACAUGUUAGAACUUAAUGCUAUUAAAUGUGGGAGAGAGCCAGCCCAAGCCCUCUUGGCCCUCUUUUCCCUGGUUUUGCCUCUGCUCCUCCUAAAAUAUGUACCUUUCUUUGGAUUAAGGUUUUUCCUUGCUGAACAUUUGCCAGCCUGCCUGGUGCCACUCCUUUCACAGCCAUGCUUUAUGCUGUGGCAGUGGGAGCGCUGGUGGUGUGAGUAGGGAGAGCAGGAAUGUCUGAUUUAUUUUUUAAAUUUUUUUUUAAAACUUAGAUUGUGUUUCAAAACAGAGCUGGAAGAAAGGAUGAGAAGCUGCCAAAACAGACAGCCAAUAACACCCACGCCACAGUUGUCUUGUGAGGCCCAGAUCCCUGCUUGCCUGCAGGUGGGGAGGGAAAGGGGUGGCAGAGAGCAGGCUCUAAAUGAAUUACUGAGAAAAAAAAACCCAGUUUGAUCUUAAAGUGAGCAUAGGUAGACCAAAAGAACAUGAAAGAACUCAUUGCAUAUAAAAAUAGAAAUAUUUAAAGAUAGCUAAAAAAUAAUUUCUGCUUGUACUUUGCAGUUCUAUCUUUAUUUUAGCUUUGCCCAUUUUUCUUUGGUGUGCAUUUUGGGAGGGUUCUUGCAUGUAAGGGAAACUGAGGAUAUCUUCCCUGACAUUUUCAAAAGCCUGACUUCUGGAAUGAGAGGGUUGUAAGAUCCAAAGAUACUCUAUUUGGGUGUUCACUAAGCUGUUUUUGGAAAGGAUGCACAUCUAAUUGGUACGUGACUAGUUUCUGCUGUCAGGAGAGAUAGUGAAAGCUUGUUUCUUGGGAAGGGACUGGCUAGCAAUUUAUGCCAAUCUGGCAGUAAGGGAUUUGAAUCUGCUGAUCAAGCAGGGAAACCUCAAAGCAUCCUUGUGCUCUGAGUCAGUUCUACAUCAUUGUAAUAAACAUGUUUUUGUGCAGAAACAUCAGCUACUAUGUCACCUCAGUUGAUAAUCCAAUUAAAACUGCAAAGGACAUUUAGGUCUUUUUUGUGCAGCUGAUGUUCAAAGAUGGGAUUUGCGAUGAUCCUUGGAAGGAAUAACUUACAGUCAUCAGUGCCUGUGGUCAUGCCCACUGCUGGAAUUGCAUCCAAAUCCCUGUUCAUUACCUGAUGAUGUUUUGCUUGGGGUAAUGUUCUGGCAUGUGCCAAAAUGAUAGCUAAAAUGAGAAGGCAGAGACAGCGCCCCAUCUUAUUUUAUGUUCUUCUACUUGCUGUUGGACCCUGGGGCGUACAGAAAUUUUGCAUGUAUUUUUUGCAAGUAAACUUCUUGUGGGGGUGUUUAUCACUGAGAUGAUGGGAAAAGGGAUGAGGACUUUGUACAGUACAACUGGAGGAGCAUUGCAGGAAGCUUCUCGUGGAUGUAAUAGGGCUUUGAAGGGAAGAACCAGACAAAGAGCUCGUUCAUAACUUGGAGCCUCAACAUUUUACAUCCUUCCUGUCUGCUCAUCUACAGUUGCUCAUGCCAUCCUUAAAUUAAGGGGCUUUUCCAAGCAAGAUGAGUUGAGUGUUGGCCUCUUCUCCUAAGUAAGAAGAAAAAAGAGGAAGUGGCCUUAAGUUGCCCCAGGGGAGGUUUAGUUUGGAUAUUAGGAAAAAUUUCUUCACCAUAAGGUUGUCAAGGAUUGGAACAAGCUGUCCAGAGAAAUGGUUGAGUCACCUUCCCUGGAGGUAUUUAAAAACCAUGUAGAUGAAUCACUUAGGGACAUGGUUUAGCAGUGGGUUUGGCAGUGCUAAGUUAAUGGUUGGGCUUUAUGGUCUUAAAGCUCUUUUCCAACCUAAAUGAUUCUAUGGUUGUGUUUCUUUCUCAGUACCCUAGAGUGACACUACCUGAGCAGGCAGCAGCCCAGAUCUUGCAUAAGAGCCUUGCUGCGUUUCCAGGGAACUGUGUUUGGCAGGAAUGUCUAAAUUGUUUCUGAAAUAAUCGACUUCAGUCAAGUUUGCCGAGUUCAUGGAAAAAAAAAAAAAAGCCCAUUAUAAAAGUGUAUAUGCAUAGGAAAGGGGGGAAGAGAUGAGAAAUUCAGGGAUGAUGAAGCACAUUAAGUUGUUGCUUUAAGGGCCAAAGAACACUGGAUUUCUCUGGAAAAAGGGCUAAUGUUGCAAUUAAAGAGCUUACUGUUUGUUGGAUUUUGAAGUUGUGUCCAAUAGAAGCCACAGAGAGCACAAAAUCCUGACCUGAAUGGUUGUUCAGUUUUUUUGACCAGGUGAAAAUAAGUGGUGAGCUGUGAAACCCUGUGAGUACUGAAGUUUCACUUCAGGAGUCCAAAUAAGUUACCACUUCCUGCUCCUCCCUUUCUUCCUCCUUCACCCCACUGAUCCACAGCAGCUGAGAGGAGUGUUCCUGUUUGGUUUUUUUUUUAGUAUCUUU